CCCCGGCGCGCCCCCCUCCCGUCAGUUCCAUGCUGCUCCAUCCAGUUCAUUUAAAACAAAAGAGUUUGAGCGCUGGAAGGGGCUGGGCUCAACUGGGGGCCACUGAGCGCCGCUCCUGGACUGGGGCUCGGUGCGGGAGCCUAAAGGGGGCGUCUGGACGGCGGGGCCUAGAGACUCUGGGUCCGAGGCGGGAGGGGUGGGGGCAGAGAUCCCGCAGCCCCCCGCCCCCCGUCACCCCCGGAGAGGAGAGGAGAUCUGCUUUCUUGGUUUUGCCUCUCUUUCCCCCCACCCCCACCCCGGGGGCUGGGGCGUGGGGAGUCGGGUUACAGGGUGUUUGGGGAGGGGGGCUUAGGGGGAGGAUCUAUCUUUCUAUCUCGCUUUCUUCCCCCCACCCCAGUUCUUUGUUCCCCCCUCCCCACACACCCCCCUCCUCUCCUCUCCCCUCCCCUCCUCUCUCCUCUUUUCCCUUCCACCACCUCUCUCUCUCUCCCUCUCUCUCUCUCCCCCAGCUUUUGUUUCGCCAUGCCUAGUCUAGUGGUAUCUGGAAUAAUGGAAAGAAAUGGGGGCUUUGGGGAACUAGGAUGUUUCGGGGGAAGCGCUAAGGACCGAGGGCUGCUGGAAGACGAGCGCGCCCUUCAGCUGGCUCUCGAUCAACUCUGCCUCCUGGGUUUGGGGGAGCCCCCCGCCCCCACGGCGGGCGAGGACGGGGGAGGUGGGGGGGGCGGCGCCCCCGCGCAGCCGGCCGCCCCCCCGCAGCCGGCCCCGCCACCGACGCCCGCGGCGCCCCCGGCCGCCCCGACGGCGGCCCCCGCGGCGCAGCCGCCCCAGCCCCCCACCGCCUCCAAAGGGGCGAGCGACGCCAAGCUCUGCGCUCUCUACAAAGAGGCCGAGCUGCGCCUGAAGGGCAGCAGCAACACCACCGAGUGUGUGCCCGUGCCCACCUCCGAGCACGUGGCCGAGAUCGUGGGCAGGCAAGGCUGCAAGAUUAAGGCUCUGAGGGCCAAAACCAACACCUACAUCAAGACGCCAGUGCGGGGUGAGGAGCCGGUGUUCAUGGUGACUGGGCGGCGGGAGGACGUGGCCACAGCCCGGCGGGAAAUCAUCUCUGCAGCCGAGCACUUCUCCAUGAUCCGUGCCUCACGCAACAAGUCGGGCGCCGCCUUUGGCGUGGCGCCUGCUCUGCCAGGCCAGGUGACCAUCCGUGUGCGGGUGCCCUACCGGGUGGUGGGGCUAGUGGUGGGCCCCAAGGGGGCAACCAUCAAGCGCAUCCAGCAGCAGACCAACACGUACAUUAUCACGCCGAGCCGUGACCGCGACCCAGUGUUCGAGAUCACCGGGGCCCCAGGCAACGUGGAGCGUGCGCGGGAGGAGAUCGAGACCCACAUCGCGGUGCGCACGGGCAAGAUCCUCGAGUACAACAAUGAGAACGACUUCCUGGCGGGGAGCCCCGAUGCAGCUCUUGAUAGCCGCUACUCGGAGGCCUGGCGAGUGCACCCGCCCGGCUGCAAGCCCCUCUCCACCUUUCGGCAGAACAGCCUGGGCUGCAUCGGCGAGUGCGGAGUGGACUCUGGCUUUGAGGCCCCGCGCCUGGGCGAGCAAGGCGGGGACUUUGGCUACGGCGGGUACCUGUUUCCGGGCUAUGGCAUGGGCAAGCAGGAUGUAUACUACGGUGUGGCGGAGACCAGCCCCCCGCUCUGGGCGGGCCAGGAGAACGCCACGCCCACCUCGGUGCUCUUCUCCUCCGCCUCCUCCUCCUCUUCCUCUUCAGCCAAGGCCCGCGCUGGGCCCCCCGGCGCUCAUCGUUCUCCUGCUACCUCCGCGGAGCUGGCUGGACUCCCGAGGCGUCCGCCAGGAGAGCCGCUCCAGGGCUUCUCCAAACUUGGGGGUGGCGGCCUGCGGAGCCCCGGCGGCGGGCGCGAUUGCAUGGUGUGUUUUGAGAGCGAGGUGACUGCCGCUCUAGUGCCCUGCGGACACAACCUGUUCUGCAUGGAGUGUGCAGUACGCAUCUGCGAGAGGACGGACCCAGAGUGUCCAGUCUGCCACAUCACAGCCACGCAAGCCAUUCGAAUAUUCUCCUAAGCCCCCUGCCCCAUACCUCCUGACCCACUCCCCAGGGGCUGCCCUGGAGCUGUUUUCCACUGGGGCCUUUUGGAAAUCAGUGAUUUAAAGGGCAAGGUGCUUAGAGAUACUCGCUAGCUGGGGAGGGAUAAGGGAAGGCUGUGGUGGCCGGAGGGCGGCCGGAGGGUGGGCCACCGCCAGAGCCUCUGGUCACCCUGCCCUGGGUAGGAGGGGGCAAGACCAGAAAUUUUACUAGAGUUACAACUCUAAUACCUCAACACACCCUUAAAUCUGGGAGCAGCUAAGAGAAACUUGUUUUGCCAGAGGUGGUAGCCAAGGCUGAAUCUCCUAAUCCUGAUCCCCUCUGCCCACCUCCCCAUCUAUGUGUCACUCUACCCCUUCCUCGGUGGAGGAGAUGGGGAAAAAGGAGAGGGAGAAUUAUCGUUUGUACCUAGAGGUGCUUUUUCCAAUCCCAAGCCCUCUGGUCCUGACCUCUGACCUCUUAACAUGACCCUUUAAACCCCCACCCCAUAUCCUGUUUGGGAAUCUGUUCAGGAGUUUCCAAAAGCAUAAGGAGGUUGGGGCCCUACUGGAAGGCUGCAUAAGUCUUUUGUGGGGGGAGGCAUGGCAAUCGAUGAAGGGCUCAGAAUUCAUCUGACCCCACAAAGCUGGGCUGGAAGAAUCUGGAGGCGUGGGCUCCCCUUUGCCCCCUUCAACUUUUCUUUUCACUCUCUUCUCCCCACUUUUCUCCCUUCAGGCUGUUCUUUCUCCUUUGCCCUUUUCUUUUGCCCCAGUUCUUCUCUUUGCUUCCCCUUGGUAGUUGUCUAUUUCAGCUCUUUCUCCCCUUUCCCUCCUUGCCGUCCUGCCCCUUCCAGCCAAGCUUUGGGGACACCGUCUCUGGGAAAAGUCAGGGGAGGAACACGUUGAUGAUCCCACCAAACUCCUUCAGGCAUCAGAAAGCCCUCUCCUUCCUCUUCCAAAGAAACAUCUUAAAGUUUUGAUGGAGUGUAUCUCCAUCGUCAGUGAAAAUUUGGGGUGGGGACUAAUACCAGGGUACAUAAAGGGUCAAACUUCCACCUUCGUCAUAUAUGGGCAUUACAUAUAGGGAGCAGUUCUUGGGCUGGAUUUUCUGGCUGUGAGUAUGGGGCGGGGGCAGGGGAGUGUGUCUGCUGUUUCAAGGAGCAGGAAAGGGCCAGAGGCAGGAGGAGAGGUUGGUGGAGGGAAGGGCAGCUAGCUCCCUCAGUCGGCUCCUCCUCCCCUGCAGUGCCCCAUUCCCUGCACCCCUCUCUGGACCUGACCUGAAUCCUCAUUAGCCUGCUAGUCAUGAAGUCUCCAUCCCACCCACUAUGGCUGAGGAGAGAGGCCAGGUCUUUAGAACGGGGUCAGUCUGGGGUGAAGCAGAAUUGGGGUGCUACAGGACCUGUCUUGAGAAUCAUGUAUUGUUACAGGCCUUGCACCCCCUUUCCUGCUUCCCCACUGCUCAGUUGGGGCUGCCACUGGCCUCUCGCUCUCCUGGUUCCGCUGGCCGGGCCAGGAGAUGACAGGGACGGGAGUCCCAGAGGGCCCCAGGAGAUCUUGUAUAUAAUGGGGUGGGACUGUUCUGUGUGAUCUCCGAGCACUUAGCUCUGGAGUCCCAUUCUUCCUGGAUGGAGAAGGGGUGCAGGGAUGGGGGUGCAGAGAGGUUUUACUCUUCUCCUCCCCCCUGUUGUGAAUUAUCUCACCUCUCCUCAGCCUUCCCCUCCAGACCACCAGCCAGGGAAGGGAGAGGAAGGAGGUCACGGCCAAGAAAACGAGCCUGUGACAACUUCCCUCCUUCCCACAGAAAAAUGUGAGCCAUCCUGAAAUGUCUGUACAAUAGAAACCAAACCAAAUGGGCACCCCCCGGUCGCUGGGGGUGGGUGGGGAGGGGGGUGGGAAGAAGAGAUGUCUGUCUGUCGAUCCCCUCCCCCUCUCCACUCCUUACCCUCAAAGGCAGAAGACUGUUACACUAGGGGGCUCAGAAAAUUCCAUCCCACCCUUACUAAUUGAGCCAAACCUAGAAACAAACGCAAAACACACACAGCGAGAGAGAAAAUAGAGGAGAGAGAGAGAGAGGGAGCGAGAAAGGCGACCAACACAGAGGAGAGAAAACAAAAAUAGCAAAAAAAAAAAAAAAAAAAAAGCAGUUCUUUAUAAUUUAAUAUUCUAUUUUAAUAAAGGCGUUUAUUACCAUAUAAAUGUAGCAAAGAACCUGGGCUAAUAUGAAAAAAACAAAAAAAGACUUUUUAUUAGGUAAUUUAUUAUAUUAUAUGGAAAGGAUAUUUUAUUUUAUGAUAAAGUGAUCCUUAAAAAACAUAAAAAAACUUUAGAAGGUUUAGAAUAUAUGUAGGGAGAGAAGAAGAAGAAAAAAAUACAUUUGUAUUCAGAGUUAAAUCUUAAAAGUGUUUUUAAUAUAUGUUCGGGUUUACGUUCCUUUUUUCCCCCACUUUUUUUUGGGGAGGAGAGUCGUUUGCUUUUCUGGAGGGAGCAUCCUGGGAUGGAUGGUGGAGAGGGGCUGGGGGAACCGGGUCCCUUUUGGGGCCCUGUGAAUAGAUUGGAUUUCACUUCGUGGGCUCCCCCUCCCUUUCUCCCCUCCCCCUCGGGGGAGCCGGCAGAGCCAAACAAAGAAAGGGAUUAACAAGGAAGGAAGAAGCAGAGGACUGAGAAUCCUGGGGUGUCCCCCCCUUCCCCUGCCCAGUCCCCAGGGGUGAGUGAGGAGGGGAAGCUGAGAACUGAGGCCCAGCAGGCCCAUGGGAACCCUCAGAGAGGUAUGAGAUUUAAGAGAAAUAGAUUUUUUUUUUUUAACCAAAAACAAGAGAGAAAGAGAGAAGAAGAAAGAAACCGAGGGGUUUAAAAGAAAAUACUACAAAAUAAUAAUUAUUAAUAAUAAUAAUAAUUCAAAUUUAUUUCAUAUAAUCCUAGAGAAAGAGAGAAAGAAUUACUAGUCACUUAGUAGACAAUAUUCAGAUAGCUUAAAGUUUAGUAGCAUUGAGGGCCCCUGGGUCCAGUAGAAUGUAUAAAAGUCAUAAAGAAAAUAGAGGAGGGAAGUGGCUGAGUCUACCCUGAGCUGUCCCCAUCUUCAGAUAUCAGGGUGGGAGCAGGUUGCAAGUGAAGGCUGGCAGCUUCCAAUCAGCUGGGGUUGGUUCUGAGAAUACUUGGGGUUUUCAAUUGUAGGACAAGUAGAAGAGGGGCUCCGUUCUGAGGGUCUUUGAAAAGGUGGACAUUGAUCAUCUCAAGCAGAUGGGGGGCUGGGCUGAAGGCAGCAGACAGGUAACCUGAGGACCCGGCCAUCCUGUCCAUCCCUCUGCCUUUGCUGGGCAAUGCUUGCUCACUCCAAAGUGAUAGAUCAUCACCUGGGGCUUUUAGGGAGGAUGGAGACAUCUGAAACGUCCUAAACCAGCUUCUCUCAGGCCUGAGGAAGUCCUUCUUAAUGUCUAACCUCAAUCUACUUCAUUGCAGAUUAAUUUGAGAGCCUGGUAGGUCAUUCCCCAGACAGGCAUACAUACUACUUUGCCUUCUCAGAGCUUCAGGAGGGCUGAGAAUAUUUGUCUUCCGUCCUUGUUCCCACCUGACAUUCCACUUUGCUUUUGCCCUCCAAGGCAUCAGUGGGAGUAGCAUUUUCAAUAAAUGUUCUCCUUUAAAGUUGUACUGUGCUUCACAGGUUUGCAAAGUGCUUUAUUGUCUUAUAGAAGUUAGACCCUAAGAAGGACUUCCCAUCCUAGGAAGUAAAGGGGAGACACGUCCUUGAUGGUCUGGGGUAAUUGUUCCCCAGAUAGAGAGGCAGGGGCAGGGCAGCAGUGACCUUGGGUGACCCCAACCCUGACCCUCUCUGCCCCAGUCCACCUCCAUCUAUAAGUGUCCAGGUAGGGGCCAUCCACCAUGCCUUGGCCUGGGGCACGUCACCCCCCUUCACAGACAAUUGGGGAGCCUGACUUUUGCAUGUGAGAAAUCAUUUUUUUUAAGCACUUGCCUUCUUCUAACCCCAGCUUGCAAUCAAGUGGGGCCCUUCCCUCCUACCCAGAUGAGGGGCAGGGAGGCCCCUUGGCUCUCCAUUUGGCAGGAGGGGUGGAGCCAGCUCUGUUACACCAAUGACCCUGUCGUGCCCCUCCCUGGCCCUAGACCCCAAACACAGAUUCCUCUCCCCAAUUUACUCUUCUCGCCCCACCUGGGGACAGAUUGCCCCCUGCUCUGUCCUAGAAACCCUCCUAGUUUGGGAUGGUAGCAUCAAGGGUGGGGAGGGGAUUGUCC
This is a messenger RNA of Loxodonta africana (African savanna elephant), 6324 nucleotides long. It is a transcript of the gene MEX3A, whose product is annotated as mex-3 RNA binding family member A. The coding region runs from base 523 to 2079 and encodes 518 amino acids. The transcript is spliced from 2 exons. NCBI's taxonomy places the organism in Eukaryota, Metazoa, Chordata, Mammalia, Proboscidea, Elephantidae. Gene Ontology annotation, molecular function: RNA binding. The record is from RefSeq and is a predicted model, not a curated record.